Molecule: messenger RNA, 1419 nt
Organism: Aphis gossypii (cotton aphid)
Lineage: Eukaryota; Metazoa; Arthropoda; Insecta; Hemiptera; Aphididae
Product: CUGBP Elav-like family member 3-B
Molecular function (GO): RNA binding
Source: RefSeq, a predicted model, not a curated record
UCAAAAGCAAUUCCGGAAUCAAAAUCCAAUUUUCCCGGUAACGGUUCCAGACGCUUUCCGUCCCCAUGGAUACUAGUCAUGCGUUUUAUACAUUGAUGCAACAAAAAAGGUAUUUUCGGAAACAACAGGCGUUUUUGGCACGCGCCACCAGCUACGCCACUCUCGGCAACGGGUAGGACGCGCCGUAACUAGUGAAACGGCAACUGCGUUCGCGUCUACUUGUUGAUUUUAUCUACCACCUGCAGCACAAUAUACUUCAAGUAUUUUUCUCUCUCCGCUCACUUGCCGAAACGCUCGAAAAUCCAACGCGGCGCAUUUCGAAUUGGAGAAUUACGUCCCGCCGACACCGUUUCGUUUACCGAAACACACACGACUACUACGACAGUUAAUUUCAGAUAGCAGUGAAGAGUCAUUAACAAAUUGUAAAAAUGCACAAUUUAGCUCAUAAUGUUCCAGUGUUGAACUCGCCAUCAUCGUUUGUGUAUAAUCAAUUCGGUACUUACGGAACAACUUAUAAUCAAGUUUGUCAGUCUUCGUUAAUAGCGACAGUCCAACCUCCACCGUCUGUGUCCACUUAUAUUAACUCAAUGGUAACUGCUCAAACAAUUACAACACCAGUCGUUUCCUCAAUCAACACUCAAAUUGUUGAUAGUCGCAAUGUUCUAUCUAAUAUACCGUCUCCGACCAUACCGAUGUUUUCAAUUAACAGUCGUCCAAAUACAUCAACCAGAGAACAACAUUCGAACACUAGAAUAACCAAUCCAAUCUUGUUUAAUAAUUCAUCUAUGCAACAACAGUCGUUUUCCACGCAUCAUGCUAUAUUAGCAGAAUCUCUGCAAUUGUCAAUACCAGCUCAUCAAAACAGAAUAAUUUCAUCAAACCGAGAUCCAACCACGUUUAAUAAUGUUUCAACACUACAUCGCAUAGUCCCUUACCAAGCGAUGUUUAAUCAAUUUUCAGCCGGAAUGCCAAAUACUUCUCGACACAAUAUUACUUUUGGACCCGAAGGCAGUAAUUUGUUUAUAUAUCAUUUACCACAAGAGUUUAGUGACAACGAACUAACUCAUAUGUUUAUGCCAUUCGGUCAAGUGCUGAGCUCAAAAGUAUACAUAGAUAGGGAAACAAAUCAAAGCAAAUGUUUCGGUUUUGUAUCAUUCGAUACCAACAAGUGCACAAACUGCCAUUCAGGUAAUGAAUGGUUUUCAGAUCUGCCAGAAGAGAUUAAAAGUACAAUUAAAACGCCCAAAAGAAAAAAAUGCUAGUAGAAUUUAUUUCUAAAUUUAAUUUAUUUAUCAAAUUUGAACAUUUAUACGUAUUUAACUUAAUGUAUGGAACCAGUUAAUUAACAGUAAAAUUAAUAUAAUAAUACUAUCUACUUAUUAGUAAAUUAUAAAAAGUUAACAUUUUUAUAAUUUUACU